UUCCUUCACCGGAAGAUGGCAGGUGAGAAGAAGACAAUGGAGAAGGCACCGGCUAAGAAGAAGCCGGCUGAGAAGAAGCCAGGUGAGCAGAAAGCAAGCCAGAAGGGAGCAGGCGAGAAGAAGAAGAAAGUGAAGAAGUAUCAUUGCAGCCGUAACCCUGUCCUGGCCCGUGGCAUUGGGAGAUAUUCCCGGUCAGCCAUGUAUGUCAGGAAAGCUCUCUACAAGCGCAAGUACACUGCUCCAGAAACAAAGAUAGAAAAGAAGAAGAAGGAGAAGCCACGGGCUACCAUCACCAAGCCAGUGGGUGGAGACAAGAAUGGAGGCAGUCGAGUGGUUAAAAUCCGCAAGAUGCCCAGGUACUACCCCACUGAAGACGUUCCUCGCAAGCUUUUGAGUCACGGCAAAAAGCCCUUUUGCCAGCACAAGAGGAGGCUGCGGGCCUCUAUUACUCCAGGGACUGUUCUGAUCCUUCUGACUGGUCGUCACAGAGGCAAGCGUGUUGUCUUCUUGAAGCAGCUUGAAACUGGCCUUUUGCUUGUUACAGGACCCUUGGUUAUCAAUCGUGUCCCUCUGCGUAGGGCCCAUCAGAAAUUUGUUAUUGCCACAUCCACAAAGGUUGAUAUCUCAGGAGUGAAAAUUCCCAAGCAUCUCACUGACACCUACUUCAAGAAGAAGAGGUUGCGUAAGCCCAAGCACCAGGAAGGCGAGAUCUUUGACACGGAGAAAGAGAAAUACGAGAUAACAGAGCAGCGCAAGGCAGACCAGAAGACUGUGGAUUCACAGGUCCUGGCACAAAUCAAGAAGGUGCCUCAGCUCCGUGGCUACCUGCGUUCUACAUUCAGUCUCUCAAAUGGAGUUUACCCUCACAAAUUGGUGUUCUAACUCUUCUGAAAGCACCACAUUAAAUCUGAAGGGCAAAAAGCAAGGAUUCCUGGUGUUUUCA
Indicator indicator is the source of this 943-nucleotide messenger RNA. It is a transcript of the gene RPL6, whose product is annotated as ribosomal protein L6. Gene Ontology annotation, cellular component: ribosome. The record is from RefSeq and is a predicted model, not a curated record. Bases 16 to 882 code for a protein of 288 amino acids. Gene Ontology annotation, biological process: translation. NCBI's taxonomy places the organism in Eukaryota, Metazoa, Chordata, Aves, Piciformes, Indicatoridae. Gene Ontology annotation, molecular function: structural constituent of ribosome. The transcript has 7 exons.